Messenger RNA from Laccaria bicolor S238N-H82, 417 nucleotides. RefSeq lists its product as uncharacterized. The record is from RefSeq and is a predicted model, not a curated record. The transcript is spliced from 2 exons. Lineage: Eukaryota; Fungi; Basidiomycota; Agaricomycetes; Agaricales; Hydnangiaceae. Bases 1 to 417 code for a protein of 138 amino acids.
AUGAGGAAGAUCACCCCGUCCAAGCCUAGUUUCGAUCUCAACACAGCUAUCUCAGCUGCGGAAUCCUCGUUUGGUGGGAAGCACAACGGCCAUCCCGCUUCAGUCAAAUAUGUCGCACUUACGGAUGGUUCAGCAGCCCUAGCUCAUGUCAUUCAGAUUCAGAGUGACGAGGAUGAUAGCUGGCUUGAGGCCAUGGCUCAGGCCAUGGCUCAAGGCUUCGUGCAUCAUGAGCCUGAGCUUUGGGCUUUGCUGGGCCUUGAUGACGGCCCAAGAAGGCCCGGCUUUGGGACGGCUGGCCCUGGCUGGCUUACGGCUUUGGGCCGGGCCUGGCACAUCACUACCAGAGAAGGACGAAUAGCUGCUGCAUUCUUGUCUAUGCCUGCUGGGCGUAAACCACUCCCCAUCCACAACUGCUGA